Rodentolepis nana is the source of this 2262-nucleotide messenger RNA. Lineage: Eukaryota; Metazoa; Platyhelminthes; Cestoda; Cyclophyllidea; Hymenolepididae. The record is from the annotation of a GenBank genome assembly.
AUGCCCAUAAAGAAAUGUGAAAUCGGUUGGAUGUAUCAUACAAAUAAAAAGCCAUGCAACGAUCACAAACCGGAACCCCCUAUAUCUUCAAUUCCCGGAAUUGGUCUACAUCCUGAUGACCUAAGUUGUGAGACGUCUUUAAAGGCUCGAACUAACUUGCGCUCGACAGAUACACCCUUUAUUCGUCUUCAAAAACUUGGUGGAAGAAGAAAUCUUCUCUGUUUUCGGGAGAAUGAAGUACAACCACUCUCAGAGAAGAUUUAUUCGGAGAGAAACAUUGAAUGUGAACAAAAGGAAGCAAAUUUAAGAAAAUCGGAUUAUAUAUUCAAAGUUCCCCUAUAUAUGCAGCAUCCAAUAUCUUGCAUACAAGUUCAACAGCAAGUUCAAUCUCAGAAAAUAAUUGAAAAUCCUUGCCUAAACUCAUCUAAAGUUGAACGUAAAAAAUGUCCAAAAUCUAAAGUAUGGAAUCCGUCAAUUAGUCGACCGGGAUACUCCGAAUACAAUCGCAACUUACCUCCAUAUUCCUUUGUCCGUAAAGAAUUUAUUUAUCCUGAAGCAAUUAAGUAUUACAAGUCUGUUUGCUUCCGUGCACGAGCAGCAAGGCAAUUCUUAGCCAAUCAUUAUUCUCUGACGUGCCUACCUUGCCUUAGUAGCUCGUCCUACAUACCAGUUACAAAAGCGUUUUAUUCUGCCAUGGGGCUGAUGACUAGAAAUGUUUCAAUUCUUCCUUACGGUUAUUUCAUUUUUCUCUUCCUCAUCCUUAUCACUGCGUCUGAUAAUACGCAAUAUCCGACUCCUGUUGAGUAUAAUGUCUAUGACUCUCUAAAAUCUGUGAAUCAUGGUGUCAGAAAUUUUACCUUUAGGAGCCAGCGGGACGUAAUCUUGAAUACAAUAUUCAAAAACUAUAAGGCCCAUGAGAGACCUACUGAAUUUCUUGAUGAAUCUACAGUAGUGAAGGUUAACAUGAAGAUUCUUGCCAUCUUUUCGGUGGAUGUGAGAAAUAUGGAUUAUUAUGUGGAUGCAUUGCUUCGUCAGACAUGGAUGGAUCCACGUUUGAAGUGGGAGCAUCUGCCUGAACAUUCUUCCUACUCAACUCCUAUUGUCUCUCCAAAUCUGAAAGAACAGGUUUGGCUCCCAGAUCUCUUCUUUCGAAAUGGCAAAGACGGAUACUUGCAUAAGAUGACACUACCUAACUACCUUCUGCGUGUUUAUCCGAACGGGAAAGUUCUUUAUAGUCAGAAAAUAACGAUGCGUUUUGAUUGUCAAAUGGAAUUGCACAAUUUUCCAAUGGAUGAACAAGUUUGUGAUAUCAAUAUUGGUUCCUAUGGUUAUACUCUUGAUGAACUGCGUUUUGACUGGACGGACAAAAAUGCCCUUGAGCUUCAAAAGGAUCUUCAAAUCUCAGAGUUUAAUUCACCUCCUAAUCAUACCAUAAUUGACUGUACUGAAGAGGCGUCUACUUCCACAGGUAAUUAUACCUGUCUUCUUGUACAAUUUCACCUAUCUCGACAACUGAGUAGCUACUUGGUAACAACCUACAUUCCAAAUGCCCUCAUUAUCAUGGUAUCUUGGGUGAGUUUUUGGGUUCCUGCAGAUGCUGCACCUGCAAGAGUUCCGCUGGGUCUACUCUGUCUCCAGGGUCUUUGCACACAGGCCGUAUCGAUUAGUUCGAGCCUUCCUCGGGUCUCUUACACAAAAGCCAUCGACGUGUGGCUUAUUUGUUCAAUUAUUUUUGUAGUGAGUGUAAUGGCGGAAUAUGCUUUGGCUCUCACUGUUAUUAAUCGUGAACGUUUGUCCGUUUGGCGUUUAACUGUUCGACGAAUCGUACGUGAGGAGCUGGCGCACUGGUGGAAAGCGGUGUACACUAUAGAGUUCUCUAAAAGGUCAAAUCGUGGAGCCCUUGUCACCAAGCAGCAAUCCGAUGUCUUCAACCAUGUGGUCACCAUUCUCUCAGACAAGAAUGACCUUGUUCUCCCUAAAACGAAUUUUCGAAUGCUCGGAGAAGCAGAAUCAUUUGUGGAUGGUUACAGUCGCAUAGACCUUCCAGAUCAACCUGAGAGUUUAAGGGACCUCCUCACUCAUAAGUACGCUGAGAAAGACUACAGACAGCAGAGGAAAUUAUGGAGCGAAUAUAUGAAUAAGUUGAAUGAAAUUGAUCACUGCCAAACGACAUCGUCUGUAACGACUGUGACAAGUCGAUUCACGGCUCCUAAAGCAGGGAAAAAGAACCCACCUAAGCGUGAAGAUAACAUUUUAUUUUAA